AUGGGAAAUUUGUUAGAAGGAAUGAAAGAGAACAAUACAUUGGAAGUGAUAAUGGACGAUUUGCAAAACAUGGAAUUUCCUACAAUACCUUCAGCUAUUUCUAAUUUUCAAAAACGGCUUAAUGAGGCUGUCGAAGUAAACCGAAGUUUAGCAGUAUCUCCCAUUGAGCCUUCUAGUGAAGCUGAAUUAUCAGAAGAAAGAUCAAAUUUAUCAUCUAGUUAA
This is a messenger RNA of Blepharisma stoltei, 222 nucleotides long. NCBI's taxonomy places the organism in Eukaryota, Ciliophora, Heterotrichea, Heterotrichida, Blepharismidae. The record is from the annotation of a GenBank genome assembly.